AUGUCGAGCAAUUGUCAAAUACCAUGGAAAAUGCCAUUCGAUGAUGAAGAGUCGCACGAAAAUCAAUUAGAUGCAGCUUACGAAAAGAAUCGGUUAGAUCAUCACAUGCAAUUAAAUGUUGAUUCGAGUCCAAGACCUGUUAAACUUACAGGUGUAAUGGUUACGAUGAAGAAGAAUUCUUUAUUUUUAUUGAUAUUGUUUCUCUGUAAAAAAAAAUAUUACACAAAAAAAUUAGGUAUUACAAAUUCCUAUCCAUUGGCAAUCGCGGAAAUCAGUAAGGCCGGAGCAAAUAUAGUUCGUUUGAACUUAUCACAUCAAACAGACAAAUGGCAUGCUAUUACAAUAAGAUCCAUCAGAGAGGCUGGAAAUAUCUUAUACCAUUGUGAGAAAAAAAUUUGUCCCAUUGCUGUUGCAGUCGAUCUUAAAGGUCCUGAGAUACGUACAGGAAUUUUUCGUGGUGAUCCAUUAUCCCUGGAUCAUGCUGUAUUAGCAGAAGGUAACGCAGUACGUUUAUUGACGGAUGCUAAAAUCCAACGAGCGGGAACUUCUUCCUGCUUUUGGGUCUCGUAUCAAGAAUUAAGAAAAGUUUGUCAGAUAGGAGACAGAAUUUCGAUUGAUCGUGGCGCUGUAAUAUUAAAAGUAACUUGUAUCGCCAGUACCGGUGUUACCUGCAAAGUUUUAAAAGGUGGCAUUAUUGGUAAUGAAAAGACAAUUCAACUUUUGGACAGUAUCAUUACGUUUCCAAUGGUUUCCGAAAAAGAUAAGGAACAUAUUAAAUUUGCAUCGAAACUCGAAUGCGAUAUUAUUAUUAUCAAUCAUUCGCGUAGCGGUAAAAUGAUUCGUUUGAUAAAAAAUGAAAUAAAACAAACAGGUUUUAAUUGGAUGAGAGUUAUGGCGAAGAUUUGUUCAAAACAAGGUUUAGAAAAUUUCGAUGAAAUAUUAAAAGAAGCCGAUGGUAUAUUAUUCGAAAGGGUUGGCGUAGGACUUGAUAUAGGAAAAGAGAAAUUAUUUCUCGCGCAAAAAUCUGUAAUAGCUAAAUGUAACAAGGUCGGAAAACCCGUUGUUGUAAUUUUCCAUCCUAAAUUGAAGGAAAGACCAAAAAUUAAUAAAGAAUUGAUAGCGAAUGCGGUCUUAGACGGAGCGGAUACAAUUUGCUUGGCUACAGGAAAUUUAAACUUGAAGGAUACGUUGGAGUUAAUUAAAGACGCUGAUGUCGUAUGCAGAGAAGCGGAAAGUGCACGAUGGCAAAGAGAAAUUUUCGAUACUUUUAGUAAUAUGACAACGAUACCAUUGGACGUAACACAUUCGAUUGCUGUUGGCGCCAUUCAGACGUCCUUGAAAUGUAAUGCGGCUGCCAUCAUCAUCACUACUACAACUGGACGAAGUGCCGUAUUGCUUUCGAUAUAUCGACCACGAUGUCCUAUCAUAGCUGUAACACGUUUUGGUUUUGUUGCAAGAUUUUUACAAAUUUAUUUUGCCAUACAUUCGGUACAUUACAAGGCAUCACCUUUAACCAAUUGGCUGAAAGAUAUAGACGUACGGGUAAGAGCUGGUAUGAAUUAUUUAAAAGAAAAAAAUUACAUCAAAGUUGGCGAUGCUAUAGUGAUAGUUGGACCUUCCCAACAAAAUGGUGCAGGAUUUACAAAUUCUAUACGUCUUGUCUAUGUUUCACCUGAUUUUAAUAAAUUCAAGCCAAUGGAAUCUAAUCCAACGGAAGCUGAAUAAUUAUAAAAUCGUUUUACUUUCUUUACAACGAACAAUGAUGAUUAGGAA
Molecule: messenger RNA, 1773 nt
Organism: Polistes dominula (European paper wasp)
Lineage: Eukaryota; Metazoa; Arthropoda; Insecta; Hymenoptera; Vespidae
Product: pyruvate kinase
Biological process (GO): glycolytic process
Molecular function (GO): magnesium ion binding; pyruvate kinase activity; potassium ion binding
Source: RefSeq, a predicted model, not a curated record